CCUCCCCGCCCGGCGGAGAGGGGUCGGGGGAGGGGGCAGCAUGGCCUGUCCGUCCGGCCCCUUUUCCAGCGCUCAUCUGCCCCGGGAGUGCGGCGCCGCUCCUCGCAGGGAGAAGAGGUCCGAAUGGAGACAGACGGCAGCCAGCCCGGCCUCGCCUCCCCGGACUCCCCGCACGACCCCUGCAAAAUGUUCAUCGGGGGGCUGAGCUGGCAGACCACGCAAGAGGGCCUGCGGGAGUACUUCAGCCAGUUCGGCGAGGUGAAAGAGUGCCUGGUGAUGCGGGACCCGCUGACAAAGAGAUCCAGGGGCUUCGGGUUCGUCACGUUCAUGGACCAGGCUGGCGUCGACAAGGUUCUGGCCCAAUCCAGACAUGAACUGGACUCCAAGACGAUUGACCCGAAGGUAGCGUUCCCCCGCCGAGCACAGCCCAAGAUGGUGACCCGAACGAAGAAGAUAUUUGUGGGUGGUCUGUCGGUGAACACUACUGUGGAGGAUGUGAAACAGUAUUUCGAGCAGUUCGGGAAGGUGGAUGAUGCGAUGCUGAUGUUUGACAAGACAACCAACCGACACCGAGGGUUUGGAUUUGUCACAUUUGAAAGUGAAGACAUUGUGGAAAAAGUAUGUGAGAUCCACUUCCAUGAGAUUAACAACAAAAUGGUGGAGUGCAAAAAAGCCCAGCCCAAGGAGGUGAUGUCCCCAACAGGCUCAGCACGAGGGCGGUCCCGAGUCAUGCCUUACGGGAUGGAUGCCUUCAUGCUCGGGAUCGGCAUGCUGGGUUAUCCAGGCUUCCAAGCUGCCACCUACGCGAGUCGAAGUUACACUGGCAUUGCACCUGGUUACACUUACCAGUUCCCUGAGUUCCGUGUAGAGCGGACCCCUCUCCCGAGUGCCCCCGUCCUCCCUGAGCUCACAGCCCUGGUAUUUCGCAGCAGGAAACAAAGGCUGCUGUUGAGGAAUGCACCAUGUAACCGCAACGGCCCUGAGAUGCCUGUUCCUUCCUUUCCAGCAAUCCCCCUCACUGCGUAUGGACCAAUGGCAGCGGCGGCAGCUGCGGCAGCUGUGGUGCGAGGGACAGUUUUUCUGCCUCCCGUAGGUUCUACCCCCAGUCGCACCGGUGGAUUUCUGGGCACCACCAGCCCUGGGCCGAUGGCAGAGCUUUAUGGAGCCGCCAACCAGGACUCAGGGGUCAGCAGUUACAUCAGCGCUGCCAGUCCAGCCCCGAGCACUGGCUUUGGCCACAGCCUAGGGGGUCCCUUGAUUGCAACAGCUUUUACCAAUGGGUAUCACUGAAGCUGGGGACCAAGGAGGCAGGAGAUUCCCCAGUGACCCAACCGAGGACAGCGGCUGGAGGGUCUGGUGAGCCUCGGGGGAUGAGCCACGGUUCCCUUCUUCUUGAAUCAAACUGCACACCUGCCGGCUGGCUGCCAGGCUCCUGCCGCCCUGCCCUGAUCUCUCCCUUUGACCAGACCACACUGGACUGAACCCGAGGAGAUCAUCUCGCUUUCUUACUAACCGCCGACGGUUUACGCUUCCCUCCCCCUCCCCCCUCCCCCAGCCCAUUGGUCCUUCUUUUAUUUAUUUUAUUAGCUGUUAGUUUUUAUUUUUUUUAUUUUAUUUUUUUAUUUUUUUUUUUGGGGGGGGGGUUCCCCCUUCUUUUUUGUUGUUUGCUCUUUCCCGAGCUAGUAGACCUAUUCUCCGGAUUGGCUUUGUGAUUGUGUUAGGUAGUUUUUAUUGAGGAGUACUUUUAUUUGGCUUUGAAACCCUUCUGAAUAUUUUCAACUCUGUUGUUGUUGUCGUCAGUGUUUUUGAAGCACGGUGUGGAAUGAGAAUGCAGUUCUGAAGGAAAGAAAGAGACGCAGAGAGAGCAAAGGCUGAGAGGAACCGAUGUAUCUCUAUUUUUUUUAAAGAAACUGUUUUUAAUUGUUUCUGUUUUGUAAAUGUGAGGCUUUGAAAAGUGUGAAACUCCAAGGAUCUGAAAACGUUGGACAUCGCUAUGGAACAAAACAAAUGUAUAUUUUGCUAAGUGAGAAAGGCUAUCUUACAGCUGAAAGAAUUGUUGUUUUUCCUAGGUUUAGUUUUACGUGGGAUUUUCCUUUUCCUCCUGUAUAAUAUGUAAAUAUCGCGAGCUGAACCUGGCUGCCAUGUGCAGCCUGGCUCCGAGGAGCAGCUCCAGGUCCUGGACUUGGUGCCGCAGUGUGAGCAAUACUCUCCAGCAGAAUCCUGACAGGACUCCGUUCUUUUUUUGUACACCUUUUACUGUAAGAUUUUAAGACCUCUGAUGAGAUGAAAGGGGGGGAGGGUGGGGGUGGGAGUGGGGUGAAGCGGACCGGCCAUCGGCUGCGUUGCUGAGCGGGUUAAAGCUGCUUCCAAUCGCUCGAUGUACAGACUCCGUCACUGGGCUCCAUAGUGCCAGUGUCUGGUUUGGCUUUAGGUAAAGGGCUUCACCGCCACCGUUUGUCUUGGUUUCUUUGAAAGGAAUCCACUCUCCAAACGCUAUCGCCUGCGUCAAGAUUGCCUGGGAAAGGGGAUCCUCCUCCGGAGGCCAGGGGAUUGGAAGGGGAGUCAGCCAGGGUGGGGGGAGGUGGGGAUGGUGGUUCCGUAAGGGCAGGGUGCUGGGCUGGGGGAGUUGUUAAUGGGGAGAAAAGCAUUAGGGUGGUGAUUUGGGGGCGGGUUAAGGGCUUCUCAGGGAUUAUAUGACAUAUAGAAUCACAGCUUCCCAUUUGCUUUACUCUGUGUUCUGAAGACUGUGGGAAUUGGUCCGUCGUGCUGUGCGGAGAUGAUCUGGUCCCUUCUCCAGAACCUGCAGGGCCUUCCCUUGGCACCAUCCAGGCCUCUGCUGAGGAGCACCGUGCCAGGGGAAGCCUCCAGCGGGGAGCACACGGGGCAGGUUUGGGUCUGGAUUUCAGUGAACCAAAGACCUCAUUAAGGGGGGUGAUUGAGCCUUUCAUUAAGAUGCAGCCAAACUCUUUUCCCAGGGAAAUAACAGCUUCAUCUUAAGUUUUAAAAAUCAUUCCCUCUCUUCCCCCAAACUGAGCCCUUGUAAGGGAGAGGGGCAUUAGAAACAGGACCGAGAGGGGCCGUCGUGCCCACGGGGCUCUUCCCUUCCAUCCCUCCCCCUGCGUGCCAGAGCUUUUCCUGACCUGGGUGAUACGUUUGGAGAGUUCUGUUUAGGUAAGAGGGUACUUAACAGAUCAGUACUGAAAACACAAAGCAAUAAUUUUUGUUACUGAGACAAGAAUCUGUAUGUCUGUUUUUUUAAAUAUUUCCUAAUGAAAAAAAGAAGAGCUGCAUUUUAUUGGGUUUAUUUUUAUUCUGUAUACUUCCAAUUUGGGUCUGCGGACAGCGCUUGCCUCCCUCUUGGUGUUCGCGCUGAGCUGCUUCUGUGCCCCCUCCAGACAUCCCAGGCCAGCUGUGCUGCCGCUGGGCUGUGAGUCGCUCGCUGGCCAGUGCCGCCACUGCCUGGAGGCCGGGGCUCCGCUUUCAGGGUGGGCAUUUUUUAAAAGAAAUAAAGCUGUGUUUUUAAGGCAGUAAGUUAUUACACUCCAGGGUUUGUUCUCUCCACACCUGUAACCCUUUUUUUCCAGAUUUCAGUUUUAAAUUCCUAAUAAAUUAUUUGAAAACUG
Messenger RNA from Coturnix japonica (Japanese quail), 3623 nucleotides. It is a transcript of the gene MSI1, whose product is annotated as musashi RNA binding protein 1. Gene Ontology annotation, biological process: central nervous system development; regulation of translation. NCBI's taxonomy places the organism in Eukaryota, Metazoa, Chordata, Aves, Galliformes, Phasianidae. Gene Ontology annotation, molecular function: mRNA binding. The record is from RefSeq and is a predicted model, not a curated record. Gene Ontology annotation, cellular component: cytoplasm.